GCAACCAUAGUGGUUCAGUAUGUUCACUAGGAAAAUUUCCAGUAUUAUUUCUUUGGUAAUUUCACCUCUCCAUUUUAUUAUUGUUUUCUCUGAAAUACCUAUAUUGAUCCUCUAAUUUUUUUCCUGCCUAUUUAACCAUUAUUUUUUCUAUUUCUUCAGCUUAUCCUCCAAAUUUUUCUCAGCAAUCAUUUUUAAUUUCCAGUUUGUCCUCACCUCCUUCUUAUGUCUUAUUCAUAGUUGUAAUAAUUUCUCUUAACUUGGAAGAAACCAGUAUUUAUUUGUUUGUUUGUUUGUUUUUGUGGUGCUGUGGAUGGAACACGGGCCUCCCUCCUGCAAAGUGCCACUUUACCACUGAGGCUCAAAAAUCUAUUUUUAUUGUCUAAUCCUUCCACAGUUUAGUGUUUUUUUCAAACUUUAUGUUUUGGUCUGUCAUUUAUGUUAGAAGUUUUCCUAAAAACUGAUCAUCUGUGAGUAGAGCACAACUAUGCUUCCUGGAUUGUGUGUGUGUGUGUGUGUGUGUGUGUAGGCGGGGCUGUGUAGAGGUGAGCUUCAGGGCAUGCUUGUGUGGCCUUCUGGCUUUUUAUUAGUGGUUUCCCAGCUCUCAGCAUCUGUGUCUUUUCUCUUUGACCACUUUGUUUCCUAGCAAAGUAUGUUCUCCUGGGCUGGGAUUAUAGCUCAGUAGUAGAGUGCUUGCCCAGCACAGGUGAGGCCCUGAGUUCAAUCCUUAGCACCACAUAAAACAAAUAACUAAAGGUUAGAUUCUUAAAAAAUAGAAAAGAAAAGAAAAAAGUAUGUUCUCCUGUUCUAGUAGGGAAGUGUAAGCUUGCCCACCAGAGUUCUGGGAGCUACGUGGAAGAAGGGACUAAAAAACUUUUGAUUUAGUCCUUCUAUUUUUAGUCCCCAGCCUCCCCUCUGCACUUUCCUAUGUCUGGUAUCCAAAGUCCUGAACCUCUGGUUUAGUUUGUCAAAUAGUAAAUGUCUCUAAGUAUGGGAUUAAAAAUCUAAGAAAUCCAACAGUUCUUAGACAAAUUUUCAACAUACCUUUCCAUUUUCCUUCCUUUUCUUUGCCCACACUUUCUGUAGCACUUCGUGCCUAAAAGUCCUGAACUUUGCCUGCUCUGUUGGCUUCCUUUUUAUCCAUGUCACCUCUACACCCAGCUCUCUGCCACUGAGUCAGUUAUUGCUCCUCUGUUUUCUCAGGUUAUAGAUUAUCUGAUAGUUUGUUGGAGAAGAGGUUUGUGGACUUUUUUCCCUUGGCAACCAGAGCCUUGCACUUGCUAAGUGAGCUUUCUACCGCCGAGCUACACCUCUAGCCCUAGAUACAUCUGGAAAGUGCUCAGAAGAAACAUCCUGUCAGAAAAACUGAAAAAGCAGUAUUUAUAACACUGGAAUCUGUGGAUAAAUUUGUUAAAAUGGCAGAAAGUAGUGAAAAUAAUAGUAAAAAUAUAGAUGUAAGACCCAAAACUAGUCGAAGUAGAAGUGCUGACAGAAAGGAUGGUUAUGUGUGGAGUGGAAAGAAGUUGUCUUGGUCGAAAAAGAGUGAGAGUUGUUCAGAUGCUGAAACAGUGGAUACUAUAGAGAAAACUGAAGUUCCUUUAAGGAGCCAAGAAAGAAAUCACAGCUGUUCAUCCAUUGAGUUGGACUUAGAUCAUUCCUGUGGUCAUAGAUUUUUAGGCCGAUCUCUGAAACAAAAAUUGCAAGAUGCUGUGGGGCAGUGUUUUCCAAUAAAGAAUUGUAGUAGUCGGCACUCUUCCGGGCUUCCAUCUAGAAGAAAAAUUCAUAUCAGUGAACUAAUGUUAGAUAAGUGUCCUUUCCCACCUCGAUCAGAUUUAGCCUUCAGAUGGCAUUUUAUUAAACGACACACUGCUCCUAUAAGUCCCAAAUCAGAUGAAUGGGUAAGCACAGACUUGUCUCAGAGUGAAUUGAGGGAUGGUCAGCUAAAACGAAGAAACAUGGAAGAUGUAAACUGUUUCUCUCAUACCAAUGUUCAACCUUGUGUCAUAACUACCAACAAUGCUUCAUGUAGAGGUGGUCCCGUGACUGACUCUAUGAUGAACCUAGGUCCAAAUAACAGUAUAGAAGAUAGUGAUAUGGAUUCAGAUGAUGAAAUUAUAACACUUUGCACAAGUUCCAGAAAAAGAAACAAACCCAAAUGGGAAAUGGAUGAUGAUAUCCUACAGUUGGAAACACCUCCUAAAUACCACACUCAGAUUGAUUAUGUUCACUGUCUUGUACCAGACCUCCUUCAGAUCAAUAACAAUCCAUGUUACUGGGGAGUUAUGGAUAAAUAUGCAGCUGAAGCUCUACUAGAAGGAAAACCAGAAGGUACCUUUUUACUUCGAGACUCAGCACAGGAAGACUAUUUAUUCUCUGUUAGUUUUAGACGCUAUAGUCGUUCUCUCCAUGCUAGAAUUGAACAAUGGAAUCACAACUUUAGCUUUGAUGCACAUGAUCCUUGUGUCUUCCAUUCUCCUGAUAUUACUGGGCUCCUGGAACAUUAUAAGGACCCAAGUGCCUGUAUGUUCUUUGAACCACUUUUAUCCACUCCUUUAAUUCGGACUUUCCCCUUUUCCCUGCAGCAUAUUUGCAGAACAGUUAUUUGUAAUUGUACAACUUACGAUGGUAUUGAUGCCCUUCCAAUUCCUCCUUCUAUGAAAUUAUAUUUGAAGGAGUAUCAUUAUAAAUCAAAAGUUAGAGUACUCAGGAUUGAUGCGCCAGAACAACAAUGCUAGGAAAAGGGUAGUAACAUGGGAAUAAUUGCAUAUGUAUUUUCAUUUAACAUUUUAUUUUUCUUGUUACUCCUCUUUGAAUUUUUCUACAAAGGCAGUUGGAAUCGAAAAUAAGCCUCUGCUGGAUCUGUUUAUUUUUCUUAUGCUACACUAAUUGUUGGAUGUUAACAUAUAUUUUUAACCAUGUAUGUUCACUUUGGGUUUUUAUUGUGUAAAUUGUAUACUUAAAAUUUUCUUUCCUUAACUUAUAGAUGGUCCAGGCAUAUUUGAAAUUUGGUAGGCAUUACAAAUACAUUUGGAUAUUCUGUAUUUUUCUUUAAUAAUAAACUUAUGUUCUUUUCUACAUGUAAAAUAUUUUUAACCUAUGCUAUCAGUGUUCCUAUACAUAAAAUAUAGUUUCCUCAUCCCCUUUUGGUUGAGCUUUAAAAUUCUUCAGUAAAGAUGAGUGCUACGAUUCAUCCAUACUAGUGUAAUUGACCUUUAUAAUUUACUAUAGGAAUGUUACAGGUAACAAAAUGGCUUAAAGUCAAACUUUCUGUGUUUUUAAUUUAAAUAUUAACUGUAAAACAGGAUUAAUCCAAAUCAAUUAGCAUCAAAUGAAAACAUGACAUUCUGGAGGUGCAUUUAUGGUACAAUAUGGCAUGGUCAUUUGCUAUUCCUAAAUAGGUGGUCUUCUCUACCUGGAAAAGUUAAAUCAUCCUUAUGUGUACGUGCGUGCACACAUAUGCAAACCUUAGCCCUCACCCAUGAUAGUCAUGUGCUAUACCACUGAACUAAAACCCCCACCUGAGUUAAACCAUCUUUAAAACAUAAAACUUUAUUUCUCAAUGAAAACUUUAAAAAUAAUAACCAUAUUAAUACUUAGUAAUUAAAGCAACUAGGGUUUUUCUGUAUUCAUUUAUGAACUGUUGAUUCUACUUAGCUGUUUUUUAGAAGCUCUGAGCCUGUUACUUUCAGGAAUUUCCAUAGAUUAUAAACAACCACAAAUUUCUACUGGUUAACCAAAGAGGAGACCUAAGUAGUUUUUCAUUAUUUUCAGUUGACUUGAAUAAAGAUUCAAGAAGUAUACAUGGAGAUCAAUAUUCAGGAAGCUUUGUGUUACUUUUUGAUCUUCAAGUUCCAAAUAAUUAUUAUCUUCAGAAUUAACUUUGGUUUUUAAUGUGACUUCAAAAAAGGAAAGCUAUCUGGCAUACUAAAAUUAUACUGAACAGAACAAAAAAAUGAUCAUGUUUCAAAUUUACUAUUCCAAGAAGAGGGCAGCAUUUUUAGAAACAUUAGCCCAGUGUAACUAAUAAAAUGAAAUGAUAUCCUAUUCUUCUUUUUUAAAAGAGUGACUAAUAAAUCUAGAAAGAUUCCACAGUUUUCCUUUUGGUGAACUGUCUGCCCCUUUGUACAAAUUGGCAUUUUUUUAAUAUAGCCAUUGAUACCUUGAUGCUAGUUUAGCUGUAUUAGGAAACUUCUAUUUGGAUUGAAUUUUGUUUUGACCUACAAAAUGUCCAAGGUAGAGCAAAUGUUUUAUUUAUUGUUGCUUUUAUGUUGAAAUACCAUUUCCUAUCUUGCAGUUCUGCUAUUAACAUAAAAAUAGCAUUUUUCAAUAAUAGCUUUAAAGUAAACUUUUAGCAAUUACAAAAUUAAACCAGGAAAAUCUGUUACCAUUAUCUUCUAGCAUUUUCUUCUCAGUGGUCUCAAGAUUGUCUCGAUCUCCACAAAAGGUAGCUACUCAAGUGGCACCUCUUAUAGAAGUGAUGAGACUCAGGAUUAUCAUAACAUCAGUGUCAGGAUAAAUAUCACUUCUAAAGAUGAUAUUUACCUUUUACAAAGGUAGAAAAGUCUCAUACUACCUCAUCUUUAUUGUGGCACUUUUAUAGAUCACUGAGAAGCUUAUCUUAUUAAUAUAACACUUCCUAAAUAACCAUCUUUGGUGAAAGAAAAUAGUGUGGUAAGACUCUACCCAUGAUUAUAGUUUUUUAUCAGAAUUUGAUAAGACUUUCUGUUUCUGUGAAACAAUUAUUUUAAAUAUUUUUCUUUUAAAAAUAACUUUUUAUCAGUACUGAAAACCUAAGGAAUGACUAGCCUAUGAAUAUUCUGUUAAAGGGUAGUUUUAUAAAGAAAAAUGAAAUAUAAUUAUGUUAUCUUUUAUAGUGGUAAAAAUUAGUGUUUCUAUGAAAGUCAAGAUCUAAAUAGCUUUUCAUAUAAUUCAAACUGAUUACUUGUGGUAUAUUUUCUCUGGGCUUUUUUAUUUUUUUCAAUUCAAGGUAUUAAUAGCUCUUAACAUUUUGAAAAUACUGCCAUAUGUGCAUCAUUGAAGUAUCUACUACAUGAGAACAGCCAGGCAAUUCAUUUACUCUGAAAUGAUUUGUAUUUUCCCUUUGGUAUUUGCUACAAUUAAAAGAAAUUUGGAAAGUAGACAUACAUAAAGACUUGAGGAGGGAAUUAUUUAUCAUGAAUGGGAAAGAGUAAAAACUUAAUUUUCUAAAAAUUAAGUGAUUAGAAUAUUAAAAGAUUAUCCCCUUUAUGUUUUUGUGAGAGUACACAUGGAACAACAUCAGUAUUAUAUAAGUCAUCAAAAAUGUAUUUAUUGGGCUGUAACUAAAAUGAGUAAAUUUUGAACUAGGCAUGGUGGCUGCUGUAAGUUUAGCUAUUUGGGUGGCUGAGACAGGAGGUUUGCAAGGUCAAGACCAACCUGGCAACUUAGCAAGAAGGUCUCAAAAUAAGGACUGGCGAUGUAGCUCAGAAGUAGAGUUCUUGCCUCAUGUGAGCAAGGCCCUAGUACUGCAGAAACAAAACAAAAUAAUAAAAUGAGUAAAUUUUGAGAAUAAAAAUGUGAAGAUACAAAAUUUCUAAGAUACAUUUAUAGCACUAGACUAAACAUUAUGAACAUUUGAAAAGUAGAAACUCCAGAGUUGAGAAAGAAUUCAGCAUGGUGGAAAUAUGUAGAGCUUACUGGUAAAAGAGAAUGGAUCUAAAAGAAAAUAAGAUAUUAAGAAUUUAGGCAUUACCUCAGGGAAAAGACUUGACAGUGAAAGGGAACUACUUAAUAGCUAAUAGCUUGUCUGGACCAGGCACUUAGCUGUGCUUUGGGAAUUAUCUUGUGCUAAUCAGGAAAUAAACUUCACUUUUCUAUUUUUCUCUCAAGCUUUUCAGGAUAUAUAUCCUCUCCUUGCACACGUUCCCCCCCACCACCACCUUUUUAAUCUAUAGCAUCUUAAUUCAUGCUGUAAUUCUUGGAAUAUGCUGAAUGGGGUUUUCUCUUUUUUAGGUUCCUUAGCAUUUUGUAUGAAAAGUCAUAUGUAAUCUUUCUAUAACCAUGCAUUCACCUAAAUAAUUCAUAGAGGGAAUGGUUUAAUUUAAAGGAAGACCUAAUAGGAAGAUUAAAGGAAGCUUUUAGUCAGCCUGUGGCUAGAUUUAUUGAUUUGGUGAUCAAACUUGUGUUCUUUCCUGAAUUUCAGCUAAUGGCCAACUGUGGUCAAAAAAACAGCUUUCAGUUAAAGUUUUGACUUCUUAUAAAUAAUAUAAAGAAUGCUUUAGUAAUUAAAAAUCCUUUAAAAAGAAGAACAAAUGUGGCAAUAGGACUCAUAUAAAUUAUACUUCUUUUGAUAAGAAAACAAAAUUGUAUCAUUUAUUCAUGAGCCAAAGCCAUUAAGAUAAAUCAAGUUAUCAACUUCCUGUGUCUGAAGUUUGGAUCAUUUUAUAGAUCCAUGUAUUAGAGCACUUAUUUCCUAUGAAACAAAAACCUUGAGAUCUAACUCUUGUUUUCAUUAAAAAUAUUUCUCAUCACAUUUAGCUAUAUUCAGAAUCUAAUAGUCAUGUCAUAUUUUAUAUUUUGACUUUUGUAGAGCAAAUUUUACAGGAAAGUAGACUUAGUUAUAAUACAUUCCUACAGACAACAAAAUAAUGUAAAAUAGCCUACUAUAUAAUGUUAAGUAAUUUAUUUUAUUUUAGAAAUGUUAAGUAAUGCCCACAUAAGUAAAAGAUUUUUUAAGUCAAGGAAUCUUGUUUCUACUUUGGGAAAAAAAUAUUUUAACCAUUUUUGUUUUAGCAUAAUCAGUUUUACAUUCACUUGUAUUUCUAAAGAAAGAACAAAGCACAAAGUUUUUCUUUAUUGAUGACCUACUAGAAACAAACAGCACUAUAAAUCUUUACUAACACAUUGAACACAAAAAAAUGAGGUAACUUUUAAAAAUACAUUGGCUUGUAAGCAACAUAUAGACUGCUUAUAAUACAAUGGAAAGAGGGUUAGCUCAUAAAUCCUAUCUCAAAGCUAUUCUUUGUAAUUUUGAAUAGCUUACUCAAUCUUAACAUCUUCCUUUGCCUUCAUUUCCUAUAAAGUGUAGGUAAUACUUUUCGCUUCACUUCCUGAAGGUUAAUCCUUUGGUAAGAAGUGACCCAUGGAGCAUACUUGAAAAUAAUUGCUGUACACCCAUAAAGUAAUAAUGUGAUGGUAGGUUUUCAAAAUAUUUCUUUAGUAGACCCUGCAGAGUCACAUUCACUUUUUGUAGUCUGUAAUAGGCUUUCUUGGCUUGAUUCGACAAUAGAAAACAGUACAAUUUGAAUUUAUGGUUUAGACUGCAAUUAAAUGAACAAUUGCAAUUUCCUCUUGCCCUUCAUAAGGUCAGAUUGAUGUUUGUCUUUUUAAGUUGAUUACAUUUGCAAUAAAAAUGAUAAUCACUUUGCCAUGGUUAUGAUCAAAUCUAAGCUUUCAGCCUUGAGAGCCAUGGUGUGAAACUUAAGGAAACUACUCAAAUUAUGCUGAUUUUGCUAGAAUUGAAUAAAAUCUGUAUUAGCCAAGUACAAACAAUAUAUACUUGAAUAUUCAGAGUUUUAAAUAGUAAUUUCACAAAACUACUCUUGUCAAUCAGGCUUGUAUGAUCCACACCAUACCCCCCAAAGUAGUCUAUUUCCACUUUUAUUUCUAAUUUUGAUGUUGACUGUUUGUUCUUGGAUGUGAGUUUAAACAAUUUGAUCUGAACAAUUUUUCACUUAAUUAAAUCUUCACAUGUGAAACCCAAA
Molecule: messenger RNA, 7739 nt
Organism: Marmota monax (woodchuck)
Lineage: Eukaryota; Metazoa; Chordata; Mammalia; Rodentia; Sciuridae
Gene: Socs4
Product: suppressor of cytokine signaling 4
Exons: 2
Coding region: 1413-2732 (439 amino acids)
Biological process (GO): phosphatidylinositol phosphate biosynthetic process; negative regulation of epidermal growth factor-activated receptor activity; intracellular signal transduction
Cellular component (GO): phosphatidylinositol 3-kinase complex
Molecular function (GO): 1-phosphatidylinositol-3-kinase regulator activity
Source: RefSeq, a predicted model, not a curated record